UCUAUUAGUAGAUGUUUCAGUAAUAUUUGUUUUUUUUUUUCAAAUUUUUGUAAAAAAUUUUGGGAAGGAACUUGAACAAUAAAAAAAGGGCAAUGUAUUUCCAAAAUAUGUGUAAUUUCAAUUUAUUAAUUUUGUUAUAAAGGCGUUCGUUUUGUUUUGAGUGCAUUAUCAGAAUUUUCUGAGAUAAAACACAGCAUUUGAAAUAUUACAAAUAUUAUCUAAUAUUUUCGAGAACAACAAGGGGAAAAUGAAUAUUUUGGACUUACCUGAUGGUAUGCUGGAGCAAGUAAUAGAGUUUCUAAGUUACGAUGAUAUUGCUCGGAAUAGAUUGAUAUGUAAAACAUUUGAUAGAGUUGGAAAAAUUGUAUUAAAUCGCGGAUUUAGUAAAAUGGUUAGGCGUCAUAGUGUUAGUUUAAAAAGAAUCAAAUCACUAUUACCACGACGGGAAUCUGAGAGGAGAAAUCACCCCAUGGCACGGCAUGCGGAUAUACUUACUUGUAUAGAAACAAGAAUUUCUAUGUUAUCAAUGACCUAUACAAAGUAUAUGGAAUUGAAUUUGUGUUGUUUUAUACCAGGUAAGGUUAUCGAUGAAGUAAAUCGCAUUUUAAAAUUAAUAGAAACAACAAAUAGACCAUUGAGAGCCCAUGAAGUUCUGCAAGAGCUUCGAGAUAUUUCUUCUAUGGCAAUUGAGCAUUUUGAUGAAAAAAUUGCUCAUUUACUGAAAAAAGGCUUCGUUGAAUUGACCUUUCAAAAGUAUUCUUCUGGAUCUAAUCCCCCCACGCCAAAAACAAAUUCUCAGACAAACAGAAACAGCCCGCAAUUUAUUUUUGGAGUAUCAUGUAUUGAAGAUCAUUUUAAACCGAGGGAUCAUGUAAUAGUUACCCCACCUACAAAUGUUAUGCAAAGGACUUGUGGGACUACUUUUAGAUGUGUGGAAAACUCAAAUAAAUUGCAAAAAUUAGCUCAAAAAUAUAAAAUUGCUAUCAAAAAGUUUAAUCGCAUGAUUCAUAUACAAAAUAAGCAAGCAAGACAAUUACGUGAAAAUGCAGUGACAAUGUCUGAAAUGAACACCCAAAUAAUUGAGCUUAAAAGAAGGUUUGAAUUGAUAAAAUCAAGCCGAACAGUCGAUAGUUCGGACAUGACUUCAGAUACCAAUAUUACUGAGCCAUGUGCCAAUAAUUUGAAUAUUAUUAGCAUUGGAAAUGCAGAUAAUAUGAAAGCACAAAAAGGAAGGACUGCAACUAUUAUUUUGAAAAGGAGAAUCGAUGAGGACCUCAAUAAGGCAGAAGUAGACUUGGUAGAGCCACCUGCAAAAGCGACAAAACUAGAUUAAACUAUCAUCCAAUCGAAUAUUAUAAAAGCUUAAAUUUCAUUAAUAUAGUUUGUGCUUAGACUUUAAGAAUUUACAAAAUAUAUAUAAUAAUGUUAUAUAUUUUUAUACAUGUAUGUAUUAUAAUAUAAUGUUUAAAUAAUAUUAUAUAUAUAUGUAUUAAAACGGAAGAUAACUAAACAAAACUCCAUAAA
Molecule: messenger RNA, 1524 nt
Organism: Condylostylus longicornis
Lineage: Eukaryota; Metazoa; Arthropoda; Insecta; Diptera; Dolichopodidae
Gene: pall
Product: F-box only protein 28
Exons: 5
Coding region: 248-1333 (361 amino acids)
Biological process (GO): protein polyubiquitination
Molecular function (GO): protein binding
Source: RefSeq, a predicted model, not a curated record